GCUAUUUAAGCAAGCAUUUUGCCAAAGGAUUUCAGAUCGAUCUCCUUAAGCGACGACAACACUUCUCUUCGCUGAACUUCGAGACUGAACGCCUUCUCUCACCUGCUGGAAGGAGCUCUUCUUGCCGUUGAAGAGGCAAUGCAGCGGACCAGCUGAGGACCUGCAGCGCCGGCGCCCUCGCAGACUGCCCGCUCUCGAGCCGCCCGUUUCGUGUCUCCGGGUUUCUCAGCGCUUCCCUUGCCGCCAUCCGGCGAGCAAUUUAAAGAGCUAUUUUUAGCGGUUUUAAUUGCUUAAAAGAACAAUUUCUCCGCCGUUUAAACAGCGAUCUCUCGCUCUGCGGAUCGUCGCUCUCUAGCAGCUGUUCACCGCGCCGCCAACAAGCCGCCUUCAGCAUAUGAGAGCACUCGUUCAGCUCAUCCCCUGCCGUCUUCUGUCAGGUUUCUUUACCCUCACGCAGUGUGUCCCUCAGUAUGUCUUUGUGAAUGAAUCCAAGACUUGGGCCGAAGCUCAGAGAUACUGUAGGGAGAAAUACACUGAUCUGGCCACUAUUGAAAAUAAUCAACAGACGAUCCAGUUGAUCGACACAGUGAAUGAUGAUUCCAUUGAUUUGGCUUGGAUUGGGCUCCAUGAUGAUCUGAGCACUUGGAAAUGGACUCUAGAGGACAGUGGUUUCUUCAAGAAAGGAGAAAAAGACUUCAGGAACUGGUAUAACCCAGGACCAAGUAAUAAUGGAGAUGAGUGUGUGUAUAUGAACAGAGGGAUAUGGCACACAGCACACUGUGGCAAUGGAUAUCUGACUGUUUGCUAUGAUGGAAGAGAAAAUGCCAGUGAUACUUAUGUGUUUGUUAACCUGUACAAUAGCUGGGCUGAAGCUCAGAGUUACUGCAGAGAACAUCACACAGACCUCAUCAGUAUCAGGAAUGAGACUGAACAACAGAAGAUUCAGUAUUUUUUAAGGAAUUAUGAUGGUUUCAAUGUUUGGAUUGGACUGUACAAACCUAGAUCUUGGUCAGAUCAGAGCAACUCUUCAUUCAGAAUCUGGAGCAGCGGACAGCCAGAUACUGCAGGAUCCUGCACUGUAGUCUCAUUCAGUGACUCCGGGAGCUGGACAGAUGAAAACUGCGAUUAUGUUUUUCCUUUCUUUUGCUACAGUGCAUUAGCAUCAUCCCGCCAGUAUCACUUUGUGAAUGAAUCCAAGACCUGGACUGAAGCUCAGAGAUACUGCAGACAGAAUUACACUGAUCUGGCCACCAUUGAUAACAUGGAGGAAAUGAACAGGUUGAUUAACACAGUUAAUGGGAGUUACAGCGGCUCAGCCUGGAUUGGUCUGUAUGAUGAUGUGAACAACUGGAGAUGGUCAUUGGAGGAUAAUGACUUUUAUCAGGAUGGAAAGACAGAUUUCAGAAACUUUUAUCAUGAACCAGACAACAGUGGGGGAAAUGAACUGUGUGUUUACAUGGAGAGUAAUGGAAACUGGUAUGAUGUGUCAUGUGAUAAUGCACUGCAAUUCGUUUGCUAUGAUGGUAAUGCCACAGAGACUUACAUCAAAAUCACUGAUGAGAAACCCUGGUCAGAGGCUCAUAGAUACUGCAGAGAUCAUUACACAGAUCUCGCCAAUGUGAGAAAUCAGACGGAGAACCAGAGGAUCCUUGAGAUUGCAGGAGGAUAUAAAGUCUGGAUCGGACUGUACAGAAACAGGGUUUGGUCAAACAAUCAGAUGACCAGUUAUCAAAACUGGAGGCCGCAAAUUCCUGUGUUACAGACGCAACCAGACAAUGGAAAUAAUCAAGCUUAUGAAUAUCCAUAUCAGCACUGCACUGCAGUAUCAUUCAGAUAUUCAGGCCAUUGGACAGAUGAGAUAUGUGUAUCCAGCAUGCCUUUCUUCUGCUACAGCAGAACCUGCACACAAUCUUCAUGUACUCACCAGUAUCACUUUGUGUCUGAGUCUAAGACCUGGACUGAAGCUCAGAGUUACUGCAGACAGAAUUACACUGAUCUGGCCACUGUUGAUAACAUGGAGGAAAUGAAAAGACUCAUUAAAACAGUACGUGGCACUUACUAUGGCUCAGCUUGGAUUGGUCUGUAUGAAGAUAUGAACAGCUGGAAAUGGUCUCUGGAGAAUGCAACAUUAGAGAAAGGUUUUACAAGCUGGUAUGUCCAGCAACCAGUGAACUCAGGUGGACAGAGUCUCUGUGUGUACAUGACAAAUAACCGGGGAACAUGGAGUGAAAUGUCUUGCCACCAAUUUCCACUUCCAUUUGUUUGCUAUGAUGGAAGAGUGAACGCUAGUGAAAGUUAUGUGCCUGUUUACGAGCCGAAAACCUGGACUGAAGCCCAGAGUUACUGCAGAGAAUAUCACACAGACCUCGUCAGUAUCAGGAAUGAGAUUGAAAACUACAGGGUUCACAUAUUACUUUUAAAUAAUUAUGGUGUUUGGAUUGGACUGCACAGAACCAGAUCUUGGUCAGAUCAGAGCAACUCUUCAUUCAGUAACUGGAUGACAGGACAGCCAGAUAAUGCUGAAACCAGUGAAUACUGCACUGCAGUGUCAUUUAGUGACUCUGGGAGCUGGACAGAUGAAAACUGUAAUAAUGCAUUACCUUUCAUUUGCUAUAGCGCAUUGGCAUCAUCCCGGGAGUAUCACUUUGUGAAUGAGUCUAAGACCUGGACUGAAGCUCAGAGAUACUGCAGACAGAAUUACACUGAUCUGGCCACCAUUGAUAACAUGGAGGAAAUGAACAGGUCGAUUAACACAGUUAAUGGGAGUUACAGCGGCUCAGCCUGGAUUGGUCUGUAUGAUGAUGUGAACAACUGGAAAUGGUCAUUGGAGGAUAAUGACUUUUAUUCAGAUGGAGAGAGAGAUUUCAGAAACUUCUAUCAUGAACCAAACAACGUUGAGGGGAAUGAACUAUGUGUUUACAUGCAUUAUAAUGGAAACUGGUAUGAUACGUUAUGUGAAUAUUGGAAAACAUUUGUCUGUUAUGAUGGUAGAGAAAAUGCCUCUCAGAAGUAUGUCUUGGUAUUUGAGGGAAAGACCUGGCCUGAAGCUCAGAGAUACUGCAGAGAGAUGUACACAGACCUGGCCAGUGUGAGAGAUGAGACGGAGCGUCAACAGAUACUGAGCAUUACACCUGUUGGUUGGUCUGUAUGGAUUGGUCUGCAUAGAAACAGACUGUGGUCAGAUCAGAGCAGCUCUUCCUUCACAUAUUGGCUGCCAUAUACUCAACAUAUUGUUGCACAACCAGAUAAUGGUGAAUAUGUCCCAGGAGAGCACGGAUAUCAACACUGCACAGCUGCAUCUUUAAAAUACUUUGGCCAGUGGACAGAUGAAACAUGCAUUGCCAGUUUGCCUUUCUUCUGUUACAGUGAUACGUAUGUGAUGGGAAUGCGAAUAGAAGUUACAAGCCUAGAAAAUCUGUCAAAGUCUCAGAUUGAAGCACUUGUCAUUAUACAGUUAAAAGAAGAGCUGAUCAAGCUCGGACUUCCCAACAACAUCACAACGCAUUUGAGAGACUAUCGUAUGAUCAAUCCCUGAUGUAGGAGGAAAGCGCGUUGCAGUUUCAAAUAAAUACAGUUGUCGGCUCAAUACAUCAUUGAGCAUGAAAUUAUAAAGAUGUUUACAAAUGAAUAAUCCAGAUUUUGUUUUUCCAAAAUGUUUUGUCAUUGGCAUGUGUUGUUUAACAGGCCAAUUAAAUCAGUGAAGGGAGUUAUAUAAAAAUACUAACAAUGAAUGUAGCUUGAUUUUCAAUGUCAGAAUGAUGGAAAAUUGUAACAUACUGUACAAUGUACUUGUUAUGCUGAUUUUUUUUUUUUUUUUUUAAAUGAAUGUUAUAUUUUGAUCUUAAUAUGAUCUACAACAGGGGUGGGGACCAUUGAUCCUGGAGGGCCAUUGUCCUGCAGAGUUUAGCUCCAACCCUCAUUUAACACACCUGAAGCUAAUCAAGGUCUUCAGAAUUACUAAAGUUACAGGUAGGUGAAUGUUCUUUUCAGGGUUGGAGUUAAACUCUGCAGGACAAUGGAUCAAUGUUCCCCACCCCUGAUCUACAAUGAUUUUGAUUUUAUUUGAAGUACUAAAUGUUGCAUCAGUAAAGUUGGCUAAAGUUUGAAACUUUGUGGUUGUUUUAUGGGACUUAAGGAUUAGUAGAACCAAAGGAAUGAAAACCUGAUUAAAAUUAUGAUCCUGGCA
Molecule: messenger RNA, 4186 nt
Organism: Megalobrama amblycephala (Wuchang bream)
Lineage: Eukaryota; Metazoa; Chordata; Actinopteri; Cypriniformes; Xenocyprididae
Product: macrophage mannose receptor 1-like
Exons: 12
Coding region: 395-3535 (1046 amino acids)
Source: RefSeq, a predicted model, not a curated record